GAACCGUCGUACAGACUCCGGUACAGAGCGCUGAAUCCCCGCCUACCGCUCUACCGAAGCUCCGCCCAACCAUUCUCUUCAAUCUCGCUCAGAAACACCUCAACCAACCACUCAAACAGGUAAAGGUGUGCUGAGCGUUCUGCCUGGAGUCACGCAGGUGAACCGUUGUUUCCGGGAGCACAGCUGCCAUGGCUGAGUCUCAGCUAGUAUGCAUGGACGAUGAAUAUGUUAACGUGAAAAUACCGGAGUCCAAGCCGGAGUUUUACUACAGCGAGGAGCAGCGGGCCGCGCUCGAGCAGCUCUUGAAGAACGGGGAUGGCGCGUUCAAGAUGCGCCUCAAAGAGGAUAAUAUUAAAGACUUUCUCUCUGCAAGGGAAAUCAAAUGGAUGCGGGACACCUUCCAGGAAUAUGACAGUGACUCGGACACCUGCUGCUCACGAUCGCCCCAUGAUACGAGUGAAGACUCAGGUGUCCACUCAACCUACUGGCCGACCAUGUCUGACACGGAGAUCCCUCCGCUAGACAUCGGUUGGCCUAGCAACGGCCAUUACAAAGGGGUAACUCGGGUGUCGGUUUACACCCACCCAUCCAAAACUAACAGUCCGCAUAUUAAAGAGGUGGUCCGCAGACUCAUUCAAGAAUCCACAAAGUUGGUUGCAGUGGUCAUGGACCUGUUGACGGACCUGCUGAUUCUGCAGGAUCUGUUAGAUGCUGCGAGUAAGAGGGGGGUGGCUGUGUACUUGCUGCUGGAGGAGAACGGCUUGCCGCACUUCCUGGACAUGAGCAGCAGGCUGCAGAUUUCUGCGCAGCACCUGAGGAACCUGCGUGUGCGAACCGUGAGGGGCUCUGGCAUGCCACUGUCCUUUGGUCAUCUGCCAGGAUCACUGUGUUCAAAGUACAUGCUGGUAGAUGGCGAGAAAGUGAUGUUUGGAUCAUACAGUUUUACAUGGAGUUCCUCUAGGAUGAACCGCAACACAAUCACUGUGAUGUCAGGACAAGUUGUUGACUUCUUCGACAAUGACUUCAGAGAACUGUAUGCUGUGUCUGAUAAGGUGGACCUGUACCGGGAGUUUCACAUCAGUAAGCCGGCCCUGCCAGUUCCUGUGCUGAAAACGCCAGCGGAACCCAACAAACUCACAGUUCCUGUAUCCACGUCACGCUUCCAGAUCUCUGUAGGGGACUCCAGACAGGCUGACCUAAAGGUGCCUGCACAUAAAUACCAUAAUCCUAAAUACUCUUUAGUCGUUGGAAACAGUCUAGGUGUGACUGGCUCCCUGCAGGAUCUUUCUAAGCUGAGAGACUAUGUUGACCAUGCCUCUGUGAAUAACAUGGAAAAAUUAAUCUACACCAAUGGAGAUAGUGUACGUCCACAGUCCCCUACAUCCCCAGAUGGGACAGAGGAUAUUAAGGGCGAUGGGAAGAAGCUUUCGCAGUUUGGUUCUAAAAAGCAGCGCUCUUCCUUCCGGCAUUUCUUGAAAGGCAGAGCAAACAACCAGAGUCCAGACACUCUCUCUAAAACAACCCAUCAAAGCACAAAACAACCCGUCACAGAUGCAAAACAGAUCAGUCAUACAGACACUAAGGUUACCAGCAACUCCAAGGAAGCAUCUUGGUUGGCCAAUCAUAUUAAUGAGCAAGAAGAUGCAUCCAAACACGUUACUCCCGCUCCUCGCAAGAUCUCAGAGACUGACAGCACUGGUGAAGUUGAAGACACAUUUGAGUUCAUAGAGAACACACCACAGGUCAAGUUUAAACUCAAGAAGAACAAAAUGGGUCCAAGGAGUGUUUCUCUUCAGACUAUUGCCACAGAUGGCGAGGAUGGCCAGAGAGGGCGGAGGCGUAACCAGAAGAAGGCCUGUAUUCAGUCCUGAGGUGUCUCUGCCAGAGGAAUCAACAAGAACAUGUGCUUAUAAAUCAGGACUUUGGAUACUAGGACAGGUUUCAACAAGAAUAUUAACAGUAUAUACUGUAAAAAAAAAAAAAAAAAAAAGGAAAUUUUCUUUAUUAUGUUCAGUUUGGACAAGAUGUGGAUAGUGAUUCUCCCUACAAUAAUAUUGAUUCAGCUGUCAGCUGAAAAAUAUUGGUGUAGUGUUUUUUUUAUUAUUAAAAAAAAAAGUAUUUGGUGCUGUGUUUUUAAAGGGAAGUGAGGUUGUUUGAACAACCUCCAAAAAGCUGCUGACACUGUGAGGAGCUGGUGUCAGAAAAAAAAAUGACUGAACUAUAGUGCGCAUGCAGUGAUCAUGUGACCUCCUGUCAGUUACAGAGCUCAUAGGUGGACUGCGGAGAUCUUUAAAUGUAAGAGUCUGAAAAUGUAGCAUGUUACACAUAUUUCCUGUUCAGCAGAUCUCUGCCCUGCAUAUUUAUCCAGUCCUAAUCAGUUGCACGUACCCAAUCCUCAAGUCUGUGGGAAAAGCUCCAUAGCAAAGCUGACAGAUUACAAAUGAAAACAUGUCUGAUGAGUAACCAUUAAAGGUGCGGUCACUUUUACUGCACCUGCAAAAUUUCGCUGGUGAAAUCCAGCCAUUUCAAUAGGAAUCUGUAAGAUUGGGAGUUUUGCUUGAGGGUGAAAAGGUUCCCCAUGCACAUUUAAUUUGGUCACGUGAAAUCGCUGCAUUGGUGUUUGAACUGCUUGGUUUGAAUGUGACUUCUAAAUAUAUAAACCUUUUUGCCCUCGAAAUUUCGCUGAAAUUUUGUUAGUGUGAUGUCAUCUUCAUUAUAUCAAUUUGUUAAAAAAAAACAAAUGGUGUCCAGCAAUGUAAAACUCAUGGCUUUAUGUUUUGCAUGGAAUGAUUUGUACACUUUUAUUAUUUUAUAAAUAUAAAUGUCUGUACUGUUCCUUUAAGAUUUCACACAGAACACAUUCUUGAUUUUAAAGAUGCAAAAACAACACAGUGGAAUGUUUAAGAAUGUCUUGAGAUAGGGUUUUUAUAAUAAAAAGCAAACAUCUGUUUUGCAUGUUAACAUAAAACAAUUACAACGCAGCACAUUGGAAGGCAAAAAAAAAUGUGUUCGUGUGAACUUACGGCUUAGGGAAAUAAUAGAUGUUAGAUCAAGAGUGCCAAUAAAUAAAUUGAG
Sinocyclocheilus rhinocerous is the source of this 3075-nucleotide messenger RNA. RefSeq names its product family with sequence similarity 83 member Fa (gene sack1fa). The coding region runs from base 189 to 1871 and encodes 560 amino acids. The transcript is spliced from 5 exons. Gene Ontology annotation, biological process: signal transduction. Lineage: Eukaryota; Metazoa; Chordata; Actinopteri; Cypriniformes; Cyprinidae. The record is from RefSeq and is a predicted model, not a curated record. Gene Ontology annotation, molecular function: protein kinase binding.